This is a messenger RNA of Prorocentrum cordatum, 444 nucleotides long. Lineage: Eukaryota; Dinophyceae; Prorocentrales; Prorocentraceae. The record is from the annotation of a GenBank genome assembly.
AGCCGGACAAGCGCGCGAGCCCCGCUGGCCUGGCGCCGUGUGCCGCCCGCGAGAGCUCGACAGAACUGGACGCCCCCAAAGCGCCGGGCGCCGCCACCGGGAAGCUGGAGACCUGCGACAGGUGCGACGGGCGGCACCCCACGCUCCAGUGCCCCCACUUCAAGGGCGAGAGGGACAAGCACAAGGAUGCCUGGGUUCACUACGGCGGGAAGGACCCACACUCCAUGGGCGGAGACAGCGGCAACUUCGUGCUCAAGCAAGCAGAUGUGGUACGGCAGCCUGGCGAUGGCAGCUGCCUCUUCCACUCGCUUAACUAUUGCAUGAACAAGUGCAGUGGUGUAAAUGGUGCCAGAAGUGCACAAGACCUCCGCACUGAGAUUGCAACAUUUCUCAGGAGGAACCCGGCGGUGGAGAUCGCGGGGGACACGCUGGAGCAGUGGGUCA